Messenger RNA from Geodia barretti, 435 nucleotides. The record is from the annotation of a GenBank genome assembly. Lineage: Eukaryota; Metazoa; Porifera; Demospongiae; Tetractinellida; Geodiidae.
AUGGAACUUUCUGCUGAUUACCAUUUCGACAAGGAGCCGCAGGACGUCUGGGACGCGCUGAUGAAUCCCGACGUGCUGGCCGGCUGCAUCCCCGGCUGCCGCAGCAUCGAGCCAGAUGGACCGGACCGCUACCGGGCCAGCGCGACGGUGCGGGUGGGCCCGAUCAGUGGGAACUUCACGGCGACGGUGGCAUUGUCCGAGCUCAACCCGCCCCAUUCCUACCGGAUGACCAUCGAAGGUUCCGGCAACCUGGGUUUCGUCAACGGCGUGUCCAGCGUCACGCUGACGCCCGCGUCGGGCGGCGGGACCGACCUGCACGUGGACACCGACGGCCAGGUGGGUGGGGCGGCGGCACGGGUGGGACAGCGCAUGAUGGGCUCGGUGGCCAAGGGGAUGAUGGACCGGUUCUUCGGCUGCCUGGCCGAGUCGGCGUGA